This is a messenger RNA of Ruditapes philippinarum (Manila clam), 4636 nucleotides long. RefSeq names its product CYFIP-related Rac1 interactor B-like. Gene Ontology annotation, biological process: regulation of actin filament polymerization. The transcript has 11 exons. The record is from RefSeq and is a predicted model, not a curated record. Lineage: Eukaryota; Metazoa; Mollusca; Bivalvia; Venerida; Veneridae. Gene Ontology annotation, molecular function: small GTPase binding. The coding region runs from base 181 to 1170 and encodes 329 amino acids.
AAUUUGGAAAUAGCACACCGUGACCCGGAAGUAAGAAAUUCAGAAUUUGGAAAUAAGAAACUUUUAUGAUUUUAGAUGGAUUUUUGACAAAACAAACUUUAUUGAAGUUACAUUUUCGACUUUAAAGUCGUUCUUACAUAGUAGACUGUUCAAGAGGUGAGGAUCAACUAGGAGCCCAGUAUGGGGAAUCUCCUCAAGUUAUUAUCCAGAGACGAAAACAAAAGAGCUGAUGAUCUCAAUUAUGUAUUUGUUGAUUUUGAAAAUUGUAAACCAACUGACUUAGAAUCAGAGGUUUGGGAGAAAAUCCAGGCUGUUCUAAAGGAAGCGGAGAAUAUUUUGGCAGGGCUACGACAGUAUACGGGAGCUGCAGGUGUUAUCAGAGAUGCCAUACAGAAUCCAUCUAAUGAAGGGUUGCAAGAAAAAGCUUGGAAUGAUGUAAUUCCACUUGUAGAACAGUUACGCAAAUAUUAUGAAUUUUCCUUAUUGUUAGAAAAAAAUGUUCCAUUGUUACUACAAGCGUUAUGUUCAGCUGAUAUGACAUCGAGGGAACAUUUAGAGAAACAACAGGCUUUAUUUAAACAGUUUGCACAGGUUCUAGACUUCGUUCUCAAAUUUGACGAUCUCAAAAUGACUAAUCCUGUGAUACAGAAUGAUUUUAGUUAUUACAGACGGACAGAAAGCAGACGAAGAAUGGUUACUAGUGAUUCCUCAGAAAAUAAUGAGAAAGUUCCACAUGAAAUAGCCAACAGAAUGUCAUUGUUUUACGCACACUCAACUCCCAUGUUAAAGAUGCUCAGUGAUACAACUUGCACCUUUGUUUCACAGAACAAAAAUCUUCCAGUAGAAAACACAACAGACUGUUUAUGUACAAUGGCAAAUAUUUGUAGAGUGAUGAUUGAAAACCCAGAGUAUUGUUCAAGAAUACAGAAUGUUGAUACGAAGCUAUUUUGUUUACGUGUAAUGGUAGGAGUGAUUAUAUUAAACGACCAUGUACAUCCUGUCGGAGCAUUUGCUAAGAAUUCUGGGAUAGAUAUAAAAAGCUCAAUUAAACUAUUACAUGAGCAACGAGACAUGAAUGUAGAGGGAUUGCUGAAUGCUCUAAGAUAUACUACGAAACAUCUACAUGAUGAAAGUACGCCAAAAAGUGUUCGGCAGUUACUACUUGACUAAAGAAUGUAAAGCUAUAUGUUUUAACAAUUGUACCAAAUAUUCAUCUCUUUGAUAUACAUUGUUCAACAUUUCUAUGAGAUAACUGCUUUAAGCCUCUACCUGCUGAACUUGUUUAAAUGGACUUGUCCAGUUUCCAUUUUUUGAAACUGUUCAUUAUCAAUAUAGGGAUAUGGAAAUUAAUGUGAAACAACCAACUGUAUAGCGCCUGGCCAGACUGCUUUGUGCCGGCUGGUCUGGCUCUAUACUGGUGGCAAAGGCUGAUCACUUUGGGUUCUAGCAGGUUCAGGGGUUUAAAUACAAUAGUUCUUCCAUGUGCAACUUUUAUCUCAACACUGGGAAUAUUCUUCUUAUUAAUUAGAAGAAAACAACUAUCUACAAACUUGAAAUUAGUGCAUUAUUAAAUAUGUACAACAAUAACUUUUAUAUGCUUUGUUACUACAAACGAUAGUGGAGAAAAAAUGACAUCUGUUAACUAAGUAAACCAAACAUAAUAUGUUUAUACAUAAUACAUUCUGCUUUUAUAUAGGCCUAUCCAUAACUUUGAGAGUCUAACUCUUUGAGAGUUUAUAACACUGUAGAGAAUGUAGUAUUGAUACCUAUAAACUUAAAAUAUUUUAAGGUAUAGUAAAUAUUGAUACAUAAAUUUAUUUUAAGGUAUCCGAAAAUGGAUGAAAAAAAAAUGCUGUACAAAAUUUUCAUAGUGUUAGAUUUUACUCUUGUAUUUUUGAGCCAUCUUUGUUAUUGUUAAAGCUCGAUGUCUGCCUAGUAAUGUGGGUGUUGCUGUUUUUUUUUUGUCUUGAAUACGUGGUGUUCAUUGAGUUAUUUGACUAUCAAGCCAUUUACAAUCUCAUCAUUCCAGGGUAUGUCUAAUUGUAGGAGCAGGAAAGGCUACUAUUUCUCUAGUAUAUAUUCUUACAGCAUAUGACACUGCAUAGGUUACCUAUUUUAUAUUGCUUAAACAGAAUAUGGUAUAAUGUACUUUUUCUAGAGAAUUUGACUGUUUCUUUUUUAGUUUUUUCUUCCAACAGGAUAUCAUAUGUUUCUGUGUGUACAAGAUACAAUUCUGUUUUUACAGCAUUUGAUAACUACAUUGUAGUUCUUUAGGUUACGAUAACUGUUUCUUCACGAUAUGAUAACUCUUUGUACAGGCUAGGAUUACUGUUUCUUUAGGAUAUGGUAAUUGUUUUUCAGGAUAUGAUAAUUCUAUCUACAAGAUAUGAUAUUUAUCACUAUACAAUAUGUCUAUAUUGAAUUAUACUGUUUUAGAAGCAUGUUUCUAUAGGAACUGUCCUGUUUCUAUAAGAUAGGAUACAAUUUCUUUUGAAUAUAAAUAUAAAAUUUAGCAUCUUUUUUUAGUUUGUCUAAACAUAUUGCAUGUUUUUUACUGCAUGCAUUACUUUUUUUGAGAGUUUGUUUUUAAAAAUGUGAUGCUAUUUCAAUUUUUGUGUGGACAAAGAAAUAUCACUGCUAGAGUUCAGAUAGAUACAAUGUUUUUCAUCUCAAAAUUUAUGUUUCCCACCAUUUAAUUCCUAAAACUAUUGGUCUCAUGUGGUUGUUUUUUUCCAUACUGAAAGGUAUUUGUUUACCAUAUUUUUAAUGAAAUUACAUUAACUACUAAUUUUCUGACAAGAUAUUUGCUAAUCUACAUGUACUAAUUGUAGAGUUUUAGAAUGCUCAAUUUUCAAUAUCACAUUUAUAUUGUUGUUGGCAAACAGCAAGUUCCAUAAAGUCUAAAACACUAGACAUGAGUUUGUAUAGAUAAACAGUUAUUUUAAGUUUGCUAAAUGCCUCAUUUUCAAGAAUAUACUGAUUUCACUUAAUCUCUUAAUUUAUUAAAUCUGUUCAAAAGAUUAAGUCACCUCAUGUGUCCGAAUUUUGCAGAUUGAAACAUUUAUCAUUGUAUUUGUAAUUUUAUUCUGAUGUAUCUUUAAGCCAUCAAUUUUCACAAUAAGUGCUACUUUCUUCAGUAUAUUAACUUUUUGAGUAUGGAAUAAGAAGAAUACAUUCUAUCUUUAAUGAAUAAGUUGGCAUUAAUAAUACUUCUACAUUUCUUACUUGAAAGUUAGAGAGACAUUAGGGGACAUAACUCUGAUAUUUUUUCAUCUAUUGAAGAUUUUGCCCUGUGAUGUUAACCAACAAUAUGAUAGCGUAUUUAUCACUAUAAAUUGUCAUUGCCAGUAAGUAAAACGAAUCACUAUGGUGCUUAUAUAAACUAUCAGUUGAUUGAAUCACAAAAUCUGCAAUUUACAAUCACCAAGGUGCUUGAUUAUAAUAUGUAUUCAUAGAUAAAUGAUUAGAUUUGUUUUCCUAUCAGAUAAUAAUAUUGUAUAAAUGUAUAUUUGACCUUAACUUUGAUGUUCAGAUAAUGUUGCAAUGUCUUUUCCUCCAUAACUGGUUUAGAAAUAAUGUUGAAUAUGUAUAAGGUAAAUCCACUGGUGUUUUUCAACCAUUUACCUACUGAUUUUUUUGCAACAGAAUUGUCCUACUUGGAAUUUGGAACAGUCCCAUUUAAGUAAAGAGAAUUUUAAAAUUCAGCUACCAACAGUACAAAACCUGUCAGAUUGCAUGUAAAUACAGGUUGGCCUGACUACUGGUGACAAAAACUUAUAUCUAUUGGUUAAAGCAGGUUAAUGGUUAAGAUGGUAGAUAAAAAUUGACCAAUAAUAUGACAGCUUACUUGGCUGGAUAAACAAUAGACUGUAGGAGGGUUAGAGAGAAAUGAGUGGAUUUUUAUUUAAUUUUUUUUGUUUGUUUGUUUUUGGCCUAAAUCAUAAGACAAGUAAGACUUGAUAUCCUGAAUAAGAAUUACAUAUGCGCAGGCUGGUCUGGUUCCAUGCUGGUUGCAAACCCAUUAUGUUCAUUUUGUCAUGGCGCGGCUCAUAUGCGAAAUAAGAAUAACAUAAUCAUCAGCAAGUUUGCUUUUAUUUUUCAUAAUCAUUUGUUUUCAAUCUGAAUUAUAUUAAAUGAAAGAGCUAAUGUAGUUUUGUAUAGAUGAAUUAAUAGAAUGAAAAUGCAUUCCAUUUUCUAUAGUAAAGACCGUGCAUAAUUUACAUUUCUUGGUAUAGUUUCUAUUGUAAAUUUGUUAUGUCUAGUUUUAAAUUAGCAAUAUAUGGAGUAUAAGUAGGCUUUUAAAAGAAAUAUGCUUGUUCUAGAUUAAUGUUAAUUCCUGUAUGACACAUGUAGUUAAAUAUUGUUAAUUAGACAGAUUAUAUCACGGUUAAAAUUAUAUUAUGUCAGAAUGAAAUCAUUUAUUAUCACUGUUAAUUUGUUGGAAUCCUAUCAGUAAUAAUGAAUUCUGUCAUGUGAGAGAGCUUUCCAGCUAGCUCCUUGAAGUUGUCUGGUUUUACCUGGCAGUAUAUGCUUGUGUCUCCAAUCCAAUGAGAGGAACUUCCACCAGUUUACUAGAUAGUUGCCAAAUAACACAAAAAGUGUUGCUGUGUCCAUUAAAUAUAACUAAAACUGUAAA